CUUCGUGAAGAGUACGUCCUAAUUGGACGAUGAGAGUUGUCGUCCUUGGAAGCGGAAAAUACAAAAUUUGUAAAAAAACAAAACUCUGAUUAAGCAUAAAAUGACGGUGCUGUCAUACUCUGUGUUUAUAAGUACUGAAUUGACAGCAGAAGUGGUAACUGUGGCCAAGAACCUUAAACAGCGCAAUCAGCAAUUAGCAAUUAAGUGUUUAUGGAUAUGCUACAGUCAAAAGCAAAAUUUUGAAGAAGCCAAGAAUGUGAAUUGGAUAGCUUUUGAUCAAUUCCUGAAAGGAACAGACAUCCAGCAAAGAAAAGAAAGUUUGGAUGGUUGUGACUUGAGACUAACGGCAGAAGGUCUUCAUAUGGUUGCUGAUAGUUUGCCUUCUUCAGGGAUUGUUGUGGAUGUAUAUCUUUGGCCACCAAAAGUCUCUGACAAAAGCGACUAUAUACUCUUCCUUGGUGCUCUUAGAAGAUUGAAAGAUUGGCACAAUGCUCAUGUUGUCGUCUUUGAACCUGAUCCUAACCCUGAUACAGAGUUCCUGCAGAAGUUUCUUUCAGCUGAUGUGUAUGUGGAUAUUGAGGGCUUUCAUGUCAAGGGAGACAACUUAAUGUGGCGAGGAAAAGUUUCAGUCUGUGAUAAAAUAGAGAACAAAGGAUUAACUGUGCCAGGUGUUAGCAUGCACAAGAUUAGUGAAGAGACACCGGAUUUACAGUUUCCUAUCAUAGAACAAAACAAGGAUGGAUGUUGCAUGGGACGUAUGUUGGAAGUUCUUGAUGAAGUCGCUCUAAGUUCAGUACCAUCAUUAAUGAAAACCCCACAUGUAUACAAACUUGGUCUGUACCAGAAGCAUCCCUACUCACAGGUACUGAUGAACUAUAUACAGGAGAAUUGUCAGACUGGUAUGUUGGCGAGGUUAGCGGUGUAUCCAGGACAGGAAGAGCAGCCAUCUUGUGGAGAGGUUGGACUGUCAACUGAAGCAUGGAAGGAAAAUAUCAUGGCUGAUAUACAGUUUGUACAAGAACCCGAGGAGGACCUUCAAGACAACUAUGAAUUUUUAUACUUCAUAAUUACCUCCCCUGAUGAACAUCAAACUCUGGAGAGUUUUGUGGCAUUUGCCUAUCUUCUGCAGCACCCUUACCAUCUAAAUGGUGAAUUAGUCAACACCAUGUAUAGCAGUUCAACUAAUCCAGUCAAGGGAGAUAAUAAUACAGAAGUUGAUUUGAGUGAUCUGCCCUUGAUGAGUUGGGAAACCUUGAGAAACGUUGAGGCUGAUAUUGUAUCAUUACAACGAACUAUGCUACACAAAUGGGCAGAAACAAAACAAGGUAGAAAUGAAGGAACAGAAGUUCAGUCAGAAGUGCUGGCUGCUAUGCUGGCUGAAAUACGAUUGAAAUAUUUCAAUAAAUUGAAGGAGAAACUGAAAGAUUGUGAAACUUUUAAGGAUAUUCCAGCAAAAUGGAGAAUAACUGUGAAGAAAGAAAUCUAUGAUGGCACAGAGAAUACGGCUGAGUGGCCAGAGAGACUUGGGUUGCAGUAUAUGGAAUCACAGAAACGUUCGUUAUCCAGGGUGCAGUCAUCAGAGAGUAUGCCAAUGUCAUCUCCUAUACAACCAUCAGAAGUAACUACAAGUAUAGAUAUACAGAGCUUCCUGAAAUUCUUCCAGCCAGAUGGUUCAGCUUCUAAUACCAAUAUGUCUCCUGUACACAGAAGGCAUCCCUGUAGAACAAAAAGUAAACUGUCAACCCCUGACACAGCAAGUCCUCAUCAACCAUCCUGGCCAGAGAGUAAAGAUAUCACAUCUCAUGAUGUGUAUUACAAUGUAGACAAAAAGGCGGAGAAGGUAAACAAACACCUUAACAAACUACAGGAAAAAUAUGUGAAGGAGGAAACAUACAGUUCUUGUCUGUCACCUGUUUGUCUGUUUCCAAGGGCAAAGAAGAAACAGCAUGUCAAACAAGAAAUGGAACUGAGGCGAUCACCAAGGAAAAAGAAUCCAAGAUCAGUGUUUGAUGAGAAUUUACCCGGAUUUAAUUCAAGUUUGAAGAAAAAGAGUGGAAGGUUGUCAGAUUCUCAUACACCAUUAGGAACUCUACAUGACAAUGAGUCACGACGUAGAUUUUCAACUCCACAGGGACUUCCGCUGCAAAAUGUCCGCAGAUUGAGCAGUUCAUUGUCUAAGGAGUUUAGCUCACAGCGUAGAAGUUCAGAUGUAGGUUUAAGCCAGGUACCAGUGCCCAAACAGUUAGAUAAGUUACGUAGACAGUCAGAUGCUGGUUCCUCCUUCACCACACCACAGGGAGAGGGAAUGAAGAAAGAAUCAAGAUCAGAGAGGCAUAAAAGGAGACUGCAGGAGAUAGUUGAUCGUGUUCUUGUGGACAAUGGUGUAUGUAAAACAGAUCCUAUCUAUAAAUCGUGUUCAUCGAGACUGUUCAGAGUCACCAAACUCUUUGUUAUGGAUUUACCAAAUUCUAGAAAUCUUAAAGAUGAAAUGCAGAAAAUUGCCGAGAGUCAAGUUAAACAGGUCAUUGAGGUUGACCGCACUCGUCAAGAAUCUACCCAUAAAGGAAAGCAUAAAAAAUAGGUGUAACAAGAAAUGAAGAGAAACACGUCAAAUGUAACAUUUUAUAAAUGAAAUAAUUGCAGUGCUUGUUGGAAGAUCAAGUACAGGCUAGAAUUUAUCUUGCAGUUAAAUAGAAUAUAAUUCUGCAGAAAAACGCAUGGAGAUCAUUGAAUGUUAAAUAUAGGUGCACUAUAUUUCAAACUUGGACUGGGAGAUAGUUGUAAUACAAGUAUAAUUAUGUAUGUCUAUUUCUUAAGCAUUGAGAACAAUUGUAAAGAUGUCAGAUUGCUGCAAUAUUUAUAUAUGUAAAUAAAGAUAUUUAUUUAAAAAUAA
Molecule: messenger RNA, 2893 nt
Organism: Mercenaria mercenaria
Lineage: Eukaryota; Metazoa; Mollusca; Bivalvia; Venerida; Veneridae
Product: mdm2-binding protein-like
Exons: 21
Coding region: 101-2581 (826 amino acids)
Biological process (GO): regulation of protein ubiquitination; protein localization to kinetochore; traversing start control point of mitotic cell cycle
Cellular component (GO): kinetochore
Source: RefSeq, a predicted model, not a curated record